Messenger RNA from Notolabrus celidotus (New Zealand spotty), 1119 nucleotides. RefSeq names its product opiate receptor-like 1 (gene oprl1). Gene Ontology annotation, molecular function: neuropeptide binding; nociceptin receptor activity. The coding region runs from base 1 to 1119 and encodes 372 amino acids. Gene Ontology annotation, cellular component: membrane; neuron projection. Gene Ontology annotation, biological process: sensory perception of pain; neuropeptide signaling pathway. NCBI's taxonomy places the organism in Eukaryota, Metazoa, Chordata, Actinopteri, Labriformes, Labridae. The transcript is spliced from 5 exons. The record is from RefSeq and is a predicted model, not a curated record.
AUGGAGUUCCCAGACGACUUCCUGCUGGCCCAGCUGGGUCACCUGCAGCUCUACAACGACUCGCUCUUUCAGAACAACUUCACAGGGGCCUACAACGAGACGGACGCCUUGCUGCCGACGGGGGUGAAGGUCACCAUCGUGGUCGUCUACAUGAUCGUCUGCGUCAUCGGCCUGGUGGGGAACUUCCUGGUCAUGUAUGUCAUCAUAAGGUACACCAAGAUGAAAACAGCCACCAACAUCUACAUCUUUAAUCUGGCUCUGGCGGACUCUCUGUUCCUGGCGACUUUACCCUUCCAGGGCACCGACGUGUUCCUGGGCUUCUGGCCAUUUGGGAACGCUCUGUGCAAGGCGGUGGUGUCCAUCGACUACUACAACAUGUUCACCAGCACCUUCACCCUGACGGUGAUGAGUAUGGACAGGUACGUGGCCGUCUGCCACCCUGUCAAAGCUCUGGACAUGAGGACGCCUCACAAGGCCAAGGUGGUGAAUAUCUGUGUGUGGGUGUUGGCCUCAGCCUUCGGGGUCCCUGCCAUGGUCCUGGGAAAUGUGGAGGUGGAACCGGAGCACAACAGUGUCGAGUGCAUCAUUGGUCUACCCGAACCAAGAAGUCACUGGGACCCCGUCUUUGGCACCUGUGUGUUCCUCUUCUCCUUCCUCAUCCCCGUGGCCAUCAUCAGCAUCUGCUACAGCCUCAUGGUGAAGCGCCUGCGCAGCGUUCGCAUCCUGUCCGGCUCCAAAGAGAAGGACCGCAACCUGCGCCGCAUCACCAGGAUGGUCCUCGUCGUCGUGGCGGCUUUCGUCGUGUGCUGGACCCCCAUCCAGAUCAUGGUCCUGGCUCAGUCGCUGGGCUUCAACCUGAGCAGCUUGUUCACGCUGGUCAUGAUGCACUUCUGCAUCGCGCUGAGCUACGUCAACAGCAGCUUGAACCCGGUGCUGUACGCCUUCCUCGACGAGAACUUCAAGCGCUGCUUUCGCGAGUUCUGCCACCCGUCACCGUUCCGCCUCGACACUCAGCAGUCCGGCCGCAUGAGGAGCAUCGCCAGGGAGGUGGCCGCGGCGUACAGCUGCAAGACCGGGGAUGGUGGGGGGCAUGGGGGAGGGACACCUAAUCCAGCAUGA